This is a messenger RNA of Sporothrix schenckii 1099-18, 2430 nucleotides long. RefSeq names its product signal transducing adaptor molecule. The transcript has 5 exons. Lineage: Eukaryota; Fungi; Ascomycota; Sordariomycetes; Ophiostomatales; Ophiostomataceae. The coding region runs from base 1 to 2430 and encodes 809 amino acids. Gene Ontology annotation, biological process: protein transport to vacuole involved in ubiquitin-dependent protein catabolic process via the multivesicular body sorting pathway. Gene Ontology annotation, cellular component: ESCRT-0 complex. Gene Ontology annotation, molecular function: ubiquitin binding; phosphatidylinositol binding. The record is from RefSeq and is a predicted model, not a curated record.
AUGUUUCGCGCAGCCGCUCCCGGCCCCUUUGACGAGGCCGUCGGCAAGGCCACUGACGAAAACGCCACCUCCGAGGACUGGUCCGCCAUCCUCGAAGUGUGUGACCGUGUCUCGAGCGACCCCGUCAACGGCCCCAAAGAGGCCGUCCAGAGCCUCAUCAAGCGCCUCGCCCACCGUAACGCCAACGUCCAGCUCUACACGCUCGAGCUUGCCAACGCGCUGAGCCAGAACUGCGGGACGCCCCUGCACCGCGAACUCGCCUCGCGCGCCUUUACCGACGCCCUGCUCAAGCUCGCCAACGACCGCAAUACCCACAACCUCGUCCGCCUCAAGAUCUUGGAGCGUAUGAAGGAGUGGUCCGACAUGUUCCGCAGCAACACCGACCUCGGCAUCAUGCAAGACGCCUACAGCCGCCUGCAGCACGCGCAACCCCAGCUGCAACCCCCGCCCUCCGCGCCCCAGAAGAACAGCCUGACCGAGCAGGAUCGCCAGCGCGAAGAGGAGGACCUGCAGCGGGCCCUCAAGCUGUCGCUUGAGGACGAGGCGAGCAAGAAACAGGCCGCCCCCGGCGGCAGCGGGGCUGGUGGAGCAGCUGGUGCGGGUCCGUCGGGCGCUGCUGGCCCCUCGGCCUACAGCGCAGCUACUGCGGGCGGCUCUGGAGGGCCGGCAGCCGCAGCCGCCCCCACGCAAGGCACGACGGCGGCGACCGUGUCCCGCGUGCGUGCACUCUUUGAUUUUGCCGCGUCCGAACAGGACGAGCUCGACUUCAAGAAGGGCGAUGUUAUCGCCGUGCUCGAGUCCGUCUACCGCGACUGGUGGCGUGGCUCGCUCAAGGGCCGCACCGGCAUUUUCCCACUCAACUACGUUGAAAUCCUGGCAGACCCGACACCCGACGAGCUGCAGCGCGAGGCCCAGAUGGAGGCCGAGGUGUUUGCCGAGAUUAAGAACGUCGAGAAGCUGUUGACCCUGCUGAGCGUCUCCAAUACCGCGCCGCGGGAGGAGGACACGGACGAGAUUUCAAAACUCUAUCACCAGACCCUCGCCAUUCGGCCGAAGCUGAUUAAGCUUAUCGAGAAAUACUCACAGAAGAAGGACGACUUCACCCAGCUCAACGAAAAGUUCAUCAAGGCCCGCCGCGAUUACGAGGCCCUGCUCGAAUCGUCCAUGUCCCACCCGCCCCAGCCCAACUACCAGCAAUACGCCAUGCACCAGCACAUCAGCCCCCAGGGCUACCCCAUCGCCCCAGGCGGCCCCGCCGGUUCGGGCACAUCCCAAAUCGCGCCCCAUGCAGGCUAUGCGGCGCCAGGCGUGGGCCAGCAGGCGCCACCACAGCAGCAACUGCAGCAGCAGCAGUCGCAGCCGCAACCAGACCAGAGAUACUACACUCCCGGGCCACUACGUCAGGACCAGCAACAGCAGCAGUAUCCCCAGUCGCCUUCGCCGAACACACAUCGUCCGAACGCCGGUGCACCGUCUGCCUUUUACCUAGCCAACGCCGAAAUCCCGCCAGCGCAACCGCAGCAGCCGCCGCCGCAGCAACAGCAGCAACAGCAGCAGCAGCAGCAACAUCAGCAACAACAACCGCCUCCCCAGCAUCAGCAGCAAGUGCCAUACCCGCCCCAGGGCCACCAGCAGGGCCAGCGCAUCCCGUCCGGCAGUGGUCACAGCGGUGAGCCGCUCAAGCAGCCCUCCCCGCUCCAGACGAACAUUGCCCCUGCCCAGCGUCCGGCCGCCGACAACACCUACCUUCCCUACAACCCCCACCAGCAACAGCAGCAACAACAGCAACCACAGCAUCAGCCGCAGCCGCAACAGCAGCAGGGUGGCUCUGUCUCGGGGCCCAGUGGCGGCAAUGGCCCGCACAGCACGUACGGCAACCCGCAGGAGCUUUCCACAUCGGCCUACGACUCGCCCAUUGCCGCGCACAACCCCAAUGCCGUUAACAUGCCCCCCCUCCAACCUACCCAGCCCACUUCUGCUCACACGUACUCUUCGUCUGUUUACUCGCCGGACCAGUAUGGGCCGCCGUCUGUCGUUGGUCUUCCUACCGGACCCCCGCCGGCUGAAACGAACAGCAACACGUCGGCGCCUCCCAACCCUUCGUACCAGGCCUACAACGGCUACCCGUCUUCUGCACCGGCACCGCCCCAGUCCUCGGCUCCGGCACCCGCGCCGCCCACCGCGUCUCCGCCGCCCGCUCAUGGUGGUGGCGGUGCUGGGCACUACGACUCCCGCCAGAGCCUGCCGAGCCGCCUGAGCACCAGUGGGCCGUCCGCGCCAGGUGCCGGGCCCGGCUCGCCGCCGCUCGAGCAGCAGCAGCAGUACCGGCCGUAUGUGCCCCCUACAGACGCUUCUGCCGCCGCGCACCAGGGUGGUAGCAGUCCGCCCGUGGACGAUUACUACCGGCAGACGGGUCGGGUAGGUUACUAG